Molecule: messenger RNA, 714 nt
Organism: Procambarus clarkii (red swamp crayfish)
Lineage: Eukaryota; Metazoa; Arthropoda; Malacostraca; Decapoda; Cambaridae
Source: RefSeq, a predicted model, not a curated record
UGGUGGGACACUCAUUUGGGUGGUGAAGACUUUGACAACCGUAUGGUAAACCACUUCAUUCAAGAGUUCAAGCGCAAGUACAAGAAAGAUCCAACUGAAAACAAACGUGCCCUUCGCCGACUUCGUACUGCUUGUGAACGUGCGAAGCGCACUUUAUCGUCCUCGACUCAGGCUAGUGUAGAAAUAGAUUCGUUGUUCGAGGGUAUAGACUUCUACACCUCUAUUACACGUGCGCGUUUCGAAGAGUUGUGCGCUGACUUGUUCCGUGGUACUCUAGAGCCUGUUGAGAAAUCUCUUCGAGACGCAAAAAUGGACAAAGCCCAGAUUCAUGAUAUAGUUCUUGUGGGAGGUUCUACUCGCAUCCCAAAGAUUCAGAAGCUUUUGCAAGAUUUCUUCAAUGGAAAGGAACUGAACAAGUCAAUUAAUCCAGAUGAAGCUGUAGCGUAUGGUGCAGCUGUUCAGGCUGCCAUUCUUUGUGGAGAUAAGUCUGAAGCUGUUCAGGACUUGCUCCUACUGGAUGUCACUCCUCUCUCCUUGGGUAUUGAAACUGCUGGGGGAGUGAUGACUGCUCUAAUUAAACGCAACACCACCAUUCCAACAAAGCAGACUCAGACUUUCACCACUUACUCGGAUACCAGCCGAGACCAGCAGGAAUACCGCGUGGACGGUUCCAAUUCAGACUUGUCGAGGCUGACAAACCUGCACAAUAAGUGA